Phyllopteryx taeniolatus (common seadragon) is the source of this 1361-nucleotide messenger RNA. It is a transcript of the gene derl1, whose product is annotated as derlin 1. The transcript is spliced from 8 exons. Gene Ontology annotation, biological process: endoplasmic reticulum unfolded protein response. Lineage: Eukaryota; Metazoa; Chordata; Actinopteri; Syngnathiformes; Syngnathidae. Gene Ontology annotation, molecular function: ubiquitin-specific protease binding; misfolded protein binding. The record is from RefSeq and is a predicted model, not a curated record. Gene Ontology annotation, cellular component: Hrd1p ubiquitin ligase ERAD-L complex; endoplasmic reticulum membrane. The coding region runs from base 192 to 950 and encodes 252 amino acids.
UGAGGAUGCGGUCGUCACAGUCGUUAGUUUCAGACAAGGUAGCUAGCCGCUUGUGAUUAGCCACGUCAUGUAAACCUUUGAAGUGUUACUCCUCAAUGUUUUACGAGAUUUGACCUAAUCGGGAAUUUGUCUUAAUUUCUAAUCCGACUUUGGACUUUACGUUUAAUACUCUGAAAUAAUUAUAUGGAAAGAUGUCAGACAUCGGGGACUGGUUCAAAAGCAUUCCCCUCAUCACCAGGGGCUGGUUUGCUGCCUCGAUUGCUGUUCCCCUUAUAGGGAAACUAGGACUGAUUGAUCCCAGGAACCUCGCACUGAGGCCAGAUUUGUUCCUAAGAAGAUUUCACCUGUGGAGACCAGUGACGGCCACCCUGUAUUUCCCAGUGUACCCAAAUACUGGCUUCCUGUUCCUUGUCAACCUAUAUUUCCUCUACAACUACUCCACUCGGUUAGAGACAGGAGCGUUUGAUGGCCGACCGGCUGACUAUGUCUUCAUGCUCCUCUUCAACUGGAUCUGCAUUGUUAUAACUGGGCUGCUCAUGGACAUGCAGCUGCUGAUGAUCCCGCUGAUCAUGUCUGUACUGUACAUCUGGGCUCAGUUCAAUAAAGACAUGAUAGUUUCUUUCUGGUUUGGAACAAGAUUCAAGGCACAUUAUCUGCCUUGGGUCAUUUUGAUCUUCAACUUUAUCAUCGGCGGCUCGUUUGUGAAUGAACUCAUUGGGAACCUGGUGGGUCACCUUUACUUCUUUCUCAUGUUCAAAUAUCCCAUGGACCUGGGAGGACGCGCCCUCCUUUCUACGCCACAGUUCUUGUAUCAACUGCUCCCUACCAGGAGAGGAGGGGUGUCAGGCUUUGGAGCUCCCCCCACCAGGAGACCGCCGCCUCAGGAGCAGGCAGGAGGAGGCGCCGGCGGUCGUCACAACUGGGGCCAAGGCUUCCGUCUGGGAGAUUAAUGAGCGAUGACAAGCGCUACCCCUCGCCUACUUCCAGCCUCUCCGUUUGGGUUAAAAUGUUUGCUGCUUCACUUUCUUUGAGCAAGUCCAAAUUUGGUCAUUUAAGUCUAACAAGUGAAAAGUAAAGGUGGCAAGUAUUUUACCCUAAUACUACAGUAAGACUACUGUUUCAAUGACUUUCAACAUGAAACAUAAAAAAAAACAAACGAUUAUUCAACUCCCCUUUUCUUAGUUUCUUUUACUGCCUUAUUUCACACUUACAUUGUAAUUGUCAAGAUGCUGGGCAAAUGCUUGUGUAUGGCACACAUGGCCAACCGGAAGUACUGUCCUGAGUUGCCUCUGCGGGUGGUACAAACUUCCCAUUAACACAAGUAAUUUUUGUUUUUGUAAAUACAAGUUACGAAAAGAUAA